This is a messenger RNA of Ectocarpus sp. CCAP 1310/34, 2287 nucleotides long. NCBI's taxonomy places the organism in Eukaryota, Phaeophyceae, Ectocarpales, Ectocarpaceae. The record is from the annotation of a GenBank genome assembly.
AUGUGGCACGGGCACCCUCCCCCGCCGGGGGCGACAUACCCGUUCCUCAAACCUGCCGCAAACAAGGUCAAGCGCACAGACAAAUCCGAGCCGAAAGCCCAACAGUGCUUCUACCUCGGCCCGGGAAUCAACAUCAACCGUGAUUGCGUGCGCAUCCUGAACGAAAAACGCCAAGCGAUCACAACUCGCAACUUCACCUGGCAACCCGUGCCCGCCGCGCCCACCGCCGUGUCCCAGUCGCUGCCUCCUAUCACAGAGGAGGACGAGGAGUUCACGACUGAGGAGGACGAGGUCGGGGGGGGCGCGUCGAGGCAAGGUGAAGGGAGGGCGGAGGGAGAACCUGGGGAUGGAGGACCAGGUUUCAACAUUGGCACGACGGCAGCCCCGGGGCCCGCGGGGCCGCCCGCGCGCGUAGCGCCGGCGGCACCGCCGGCCGCGCCCCAGGAGUCUGGCGCGGGCGACGCUGGCGAUAGCGCCCCCUGGAGAAGGGAGGGCGCGAGCGUCGCCCCAUCUACCACGUCGGAGGGCAUGGCCGAUGUGGGCGGCGGAGAGGACGAUCGCCGCAGCAGCAGCAGCCGCGGUAGCGGCGGCAGCGGCAGCGGCAGCUGCAGCGGCAGCGGCAGUGACAGCGACGGCGAGACGGAUCUCCCGGCGCUCCGCAGGCCAGAGGCCCGGCGGCUCGCCCACUUGGACAAGCCGGCGGAACUCACUAGCUGCGGCACCAGGAAGAACCCUCGCCGAAACCCGAGCAUGAUGUGGGUGUUGACGUUCUCGCGUCCGAACGUCUCGUUCGCCGUGCGUACGGUAGCGCGUCCCGCCCACGCCCCGGCGAAGAGGCACUGGGACGCCAUCCAGAAGAUCCUCGGCAACUUGAAAAAGACGAGAGACCUCGGCAUCAUCUACCAACGGGGAUCGGGGUUAAGGCUUGCCGUGUACGUAAACGCUAGCUACGCCGACACGGAGGAUAAGCGUUCGGUGUCAGGGUUGGCGACGACGGUUGGAGGUACCGUAGUCAGCCAUGGUAGCAAGACACAGAGCAUCGUGUCUUUGUCUUCGAUGGAAGCCGAAUACAUUGCUGCCGGGAGGGCGUCAAGGAGGCAUUGUUUGUGCGUGCUGUGCUUUUGUUUGUUGCCCCGGAGACCAGUGGUAACAGCAUCCAGGGCCCGUCUGCCGGACCACCGGCGCAAGUUGAUGAAUUUGCCGGAGUAGCUGUAGCAGCUUUUAGCACUUGGGAGAGGUCAUGUUUUCCAUUCGGGGAAAGGCGCAUAACUGUUGCGGUGUACCAAUGGCAGGAGUAGGGGGCGUUGGGAGACCAUCGUCCGGGGGAACGUAGUUCCUCGCGUUCUUGUCUUCGCCUUGGCCUUUCUAAUAAGUGCGGCCGUUGUGAUCCGCUGUGAUAGCGACGUUUUUUUUGGUGGUGGCUUUUUUUCGAGGAGUUUUGCCCGGACGCCGGGUUUCCCUUCCAUGUAAUACCAUAUUGGUAUUUUUUUAUCUAUCCAGGGGCGUUCUUGCCCCAUUGAUGGUUAGUCACUUGCGUGAAGAACCAGGGAGGGUGUUCGUGGGUCUGCGAACAUUGGUGUUGGAUACAUGUGCUGUAUGAUUUGGUGUCACGGAGAUUGGUAAGAUUGACGUUUGGCAGGGGGCACCGCGAUGAUUCACGGAGCCCCUCCUUGGGGUGGGAGCUGCCAUGUGGAGCACUCCCUCCUUCGUCCGUGUGACGGACGGUCGUCUACCUCUCGUGAAGUUGAUACAUCACCAAAACAUCUCACCCGAUCAAUAAGUGGCAUAGGCCGCAAACAAUUACAGUUUCUUAUGGGGAAGCGUAUUGAACCUGCCUUGGUUGGUUCCCUUGGUGCCGUAUUCAUUGAUCGAUUUCAUGUUCAUGCAGAGGCAAAAUGGAAAGGGGCCUGGCUGUCCAUGUUUCUUAGAUGCUUCCAGACCACAUGUCAUACUCUGUGGAACUACAUAGCUGGUGACCGAAGUAGCCAUCCCUACGGACUGUGUCGUUGAGCGAGCGUUAUUCAUCCAACUGGAGUCGACAAGUCAGAAUCGACGCCGCAGAAAGAAACCGCCGACAACGACGAAGGCAACAAACUACCACAACCAUUGCCAAUAAUAAGCAACAACAACAGCAAUAGGUCUAGUCUAUGCAAGCAACAGCAAGAUAUCAACAACAACAGUACUGAAAGUUGUAGCAGCAACAGCAACAUAGAUGCUUCCAGACCACAUGUCAUACUCUGUGGAACUACAUAGCUGGUGACCGAAGUAGCCAUCCCUACGGACUGUG